Cadophora gregata is the source of this 4783-nucleotide messenger RNA. RefSeq lists its product as uncharacterized. The coding region runs from base 830 to 3940 and encodes 1036 amino acids. Gene Ontology annotation, cellular component: cytosol; aminoacyl-tRNA synthetase multienzyme complex; cytoplasm. Gene Ontology annotation, biological process: aspartyl-tRNA aminoacylation. The transcript is spliced from 5 exons. Gene Ontology annotation, molecular function: RNA binding; ATP binding; aspartate-tRNA ligase activity. The record is from RefSeq and is a predicted model, not a curated record. Lineage: Eukaryota; Fungi; Ascomycota; Leotiomycetes; Helotiales; Ploettnerulaceae.
CAAGGGCAAGGACAAGGGCAAGGACAAGGGCAAGGACAAGGGCAAGCUGGGCCAGUGCAGUGCAGUGCAGUAAAUAAGUGACAUCACAAAGCAUUUCUGAGUUGAACAGGGAGAGAACCUUGACUGAAUCUGCACCUGCACCUGCACCUGCACCUGAACCAACGCGGCCGCAAUACUUAUAAUCUGGUCUGGUCAGCCACACUUUGUGCGCAUCCGGAUCCUGACUCUUGGGUCUUGCUUGUUGACAUCUGCGACACUAAAAUCAGGGAAGAGCCGGAGAGAUCAGCAAGGCCUACUGUAGCUGGCUGCAUGAGACAAGACGGACGUGUAAUUUAAUCUAAUCUUUCCUGCUUUGCUUGCUCUACGUGUUUUGCUAUCUUCGUGGCUGUCCAUGUCAAUGAUCCGUCUCUUCCACUUAUCAGGAUCAAGUCAAGUCAAGUCAAUUCAAAUCCAUUUCACUCAAAUCCCGCCCUGUCCGAAUUCCUUUGACCUCAAAAUCCCCGCCCCGCCCCGCCCCGCCCUGCAACCUCGCUGUCGCCGUUCGGUGUUACCAGCCCUACGCCAACUUCGCGAUCGGCAGAUAAAUAGCUUCCGAGAGAUCCGUACGUCGAAUGCUCAUUCGCCGUUGCAAUAGCUACAAUCAGAUCUUCCAGACCAGAGGACCAGCAAACUCUGGCUUGAAGGUUCGUGGGUGAUUAAUCAGCUACUUGCAGAGCAGACCCGCCCUCGCCAUAAACAUAACAGGACCCUACUCCCGCCGACAUCUACUCACUCUCAUUUUUGUUUUCAGCGAUACCCAGAUACCCACGAUACACGAGCGGUCGUCAACAUGUCGUUCCUUAAGAAGCCUUUCAAAAAGCUCAAGGACAUCGCCAGUGAUUCUCACCCCACCAAGAAAGACACCGAUACCACUUCCAACAAAUCCUCUACGAACGGCACAGGCACCCCGCAGAAUGGCCAGGUCAAUGGAAAUGGCAAGGGCGUCAACGGCGUAGACGUGGAAGCAAGACGCCAGAGUAGAGAGAUCAUUGCGGCAGAGAGAGAGCGUCGCAGCAUGGACAAGCAGCGCGUGAAGGCAGAGACGAGGAAGCGCGAGACAAUGGCCAGGAUAGCAGAUGAGAAGUUUCUGGAGGAAGGCCCAGCGGAUAUGACGAGACUGUAUAAACCGUUCAGUAUGAAUAUGAGCAAGAACUGGAACCACGAGAACCGGGUCCUGUUCAAGAAUCUAGAUUUCGAGAAAACCGAAGGCAGCGUUAUUUCAUUUCGAGCUCGAAUCCACACCCUCCGCCGAUUGAGCGCCAAAUUGGUAUUCAUCGUAUUCCGCCAACAGACUAUGACCAUCCAAGGAGUUCUCCAGAGCUUCAAACCAAUUGAGGAACUGAAAAAGGAUGAAGACAACAUAGGCACGAUAUCUGAGCAAAUGGUCCGAAGCGUCGAGCACUACCCCAGCGAAACAAUCGUCGUCGUGCAUGCGAAGUUGCGGAAGGCGUUGAAGAGGGUGAAGAAUGCGACGGUUCAUGAUUACGAGUUGGAGGUAUAUGAAGUUCACAAGGUGGGGAAUUUGACGGAGCACGUACCAUUUACGGUGUAUGAUGCGGAGAAUAUCAAUAGGGAUAGGGAUGAUGUUGAAGACGAUGAGGAUACGGAGUCCUCGCUUUAUCCUUCUGCGGCAGAUACUCCUAAGGACACGCCUAAGGAUACUCCCAAGGUCGGGACUCCACGGUCGUCCACGGAUUUGAUUCGAGCUUCCACGGAUAUUAUUCGAAGAUCCACCAUUGGACGGGCUUCUGGAGACAAGAGCCGCACGAGUAUGGAUGUCUUCAGAUCACAAAGAUCUCUUCCCCAGAGAGUUCGUCUCAACAACCGUAUUGUUGAUCUUAGAACUGCCCCAUCACAAGCUAUUUUCCGCAUCCAAUCUGGAAUUUGCAACCUUUUCCGCACAUAUCUCGACAGCCAAGGUUUCAUUGAGAUCCACACUCCAAAGCUACAAGGUGGUGCUACAGAAUCCGGCGCUUCGGUUUUCGAACUAAACUAUUUCGGCCGACCUGCUUUCCUAGCUCAAUCUCCUCAAUUGGCCAAGCAAAUGGCCAUUGCAGCAGAUUUCGAGCGUGUGUACGAGGUUGGACCAGUGUUCCGGGCUGAGGAUAGUAAUACACCCAGACAUUUGACCGAGUACACUGGAUUGGAUCUGGAGAUGGCCCUGGAGGAGCAUUACCAUGAGGCUUUGGACAUCAUUGAUGGCAUGUUCAAGAAUUUGUGGAAGGGAAUUUAUGAGCGAUACCAACCGGAAAUUGACCUCAUUUCAGAGUUCUACCCUCAAGAAAGAGUUAUGUGGUUGGAAGAGACGCCUCGCAUUAAGUUUGCUGAUGGUGUCAAGCUUCUGAUUGAAGAUGGUUGGGUUGACGAGGAGGGUAACCCUCCAAAAGAUACCGAGGAUUUGGCGACGAGAGCAGAGAUCCGGCUGGGUGCGAUUGUUCGGGAAAAAUACAAGACGGAUUACUACAUCUUGGACAAAUUCCCAGCUUCUGCCAGACCAUUCUACACUAUGCCCGAUCCUUCAGACAACAGAUACACCAAUUCUUUCGACAUUUUCAUGAGAGGACAGGAAAUUCUCUCUGGAGGUCAACGUAUUCAUGAUGCCAAGUUCCUCGAGAAGAACCUGAAGGCCAAGGGAAUCUAUCCCGAGACAAUGAUGGAAUACCUCGAAGGUUUCCGCUGGGGUGCUCCACCUCAUGCUGGUUGUGGUAUUGGUCUUGAACGUCUCACAUACCUCUUCCUCAAUCUUGGAAACAUCAGAUUGGCAUCUCUCUUCCCACGAGAUCCCAAAUCUCUUCCAGCUCUACCUCCAAGAAUGGCACUUCGCCAUGAAGAUGCCAGCACAACUAACCCUCCAUGGGAACAAAAAGACUACGAAGACCCCGAGGGAGACGCUUCCGACAGUAGCGCAGAACGCAGACACCAACUACAACCUCUUGAGAAGCUAAUUGCCAAUUACGGUGACGCAGCCAACACCUCCUGGCUCGACAAACGCUACCAAGUCUGGCGCCACCCCUCUACAGGAGCAGCCCAAGGUUACAUCGUGCACAACAACUUCGCCAUCGCCGUCGGCGAACCCCUAUGCGCCAAAUCCCAAUACCCACAAAUCAUCUCCGCGUACCUCCAAUUUCUCAAAGACGAGCACAAAGAGCUCAAACCCCUCUGGAUGAUUGCUGGCCCCCAGAUAGAAGAAUACCUUGGCGAGAAAUUCCUCUGGCGAACACUCGGCUGCAUCGCAGAAGAGCGUACCGACCCGCGUAACAACCCCGCGUCAAAGGACAAGGACCUCGCCCGCAAGAUCCGUCACGCUGAAGCGGAGGGCGUCAAGGAGAUCGACCUCCCGUUCGGGGAACCCAUCCCUGAAGAUCUGGUCGCUAAAAUCGACGCUAGAAUCGAGGAUUGGAAAAAGGGCCGCAAAGGAACCCAAGUCCACCUUACGCAGAUCCGCCCUUGGGUCGACCAGGCCCACCGCAGAUACUACUACUCCCAAACCCCCGACUCCACCAUCCAAGCAAUCGUCGUCCUCCACCAACUCUCCCCGCAGAACGGCUACCAAGUGAAAUUCUCCCUCGAGUUCCCCGGCGCCCCAUCCGGCACGAUCGAGUCUCUGAUCCUCCACGCACUCAAGAACGUAGCUGCUGCGGAUCCUGAGUGUAAACAGGUUACGUUUGGGACAGGAGCAAUGCCUACGCUUGAGGGAGGACGCAAUCUCGGCAAGACGAAGACGAAGGCGCUGAGGAAGGCGUAUGAGGCUAUUAAUAAGCAGUUCAAGUUGACGAAUAAGAGUGAGUUUAGGGAGAAGAUGGGGGUUAGGAAUGAGCCCGUGUAUGUGUGUUAUCCGAGGGGAGGACUUGGGGCCGGUGGAAUUAGAGCGAUCAUGGGAUUCUUGGAGGAGGAGGGUUAGAUGUUGUCGAGAUGUGGGGGAGAGGGAGGGGUAAUGAGGAUGAGAAUAUGGAGCGUUUGUAUAUUGAAGAUGAAGAUGGCAAUCCGUCUGGCGUUCUCGGUUCAGAAAGCGGGCUUGUUUGUGGCUUCUGGCUUCCGGAUUCUCCGUUUUCAUUUGUUAAGAGAAACAGUAAAGUAAGAUUCAGGCAUAAAAUACCAGGCAUUUGAAUUAAAGAGUUUGAUCGAUUGCAUUUUGUUUCAGUUUGGGUGAGAAGAAUCCUCUUGUUGAGUCUUCUCUCGACUCUACUUUGUUCUUGUGGAAUAUAGUCAAUGAGGAAGAGCAAGGUCAAAGGCUGGGAUGUGGCGUAGGAGAAGACGAGCAAGACAGUUUGUUCACCUGGAUGACAACACGAAGCUCUUUAAAUAAAUAUCAACAAUUCUCUAUCAAUUUCAACAAGCGCUUCUCAUCUUGUAAAGUAUAGUUAUAUAUUUUCUUGCUAUUUAUUCAGUACAGAUUUAGUCGAUAACACUACUGGUCAAUUUUAGGGAAACAAAAGUCAGAUGCAAUACAAUGUGCUCGACGACAGAAAAUACAAGUUGUUCAUCGUUCAAGACACAACUGUAAACCCUUGAUUGAAAUAGAAGGAAGCAUGUGCCUUGGAAGCAGAAGCAGUUUCUGGUGUACGUUCAUUUUAGGUUAUGUGGUAGAAGGAAUGGCAGCCAUGGCAUUCGAUAACAAGAAGUAGUGGAAGGAAACUCUGACAGAGCCAAGACAAAUGAGGGGUAGCGGGGCAAUUUAAGCGAGAAAGGGAAGGGGAAUGACAACAAUGCUGUCGCUAACAAGAUAAAUAAUCAAGACACAAAC